This is a messenger RNA of Monodelphis domestica (gray short-tailed opossum), 10555 nucleotides long. The record is from RefSeq and is a predicted model, not a curated record. Lineage: Eukaryota; Metazoa; Chordata; Mammalia; Didelphimorphia; Didelphidae.
CGCUCCAGGGAGCCCGGAAUCCGCUCCAGGGAGCCCGGAAUCCUCUCCAGAGAGCCCAGAAUCCUCUCCAGAGAGCUGGGAGCGGCUGCGUGGAGAUGAUCCUUGAACUCCCCGAGCCAGCGGGAUGUGUGCACAGAGCGAGUCUUGGGGGCUGAGACACGGAGGACGAUGCUGAGAAGUGGAAUGGCCAAGCCUGGCCAGACAGGGUGGAGAACAAGAGCCCGGCAGCUCCGACGCUCCCUGCGUGCUCUUGAACCAGGGGGCCUUCCUGGGCCUCUAUUUCCUUGUCUGGAUGCCGAGGCCAGAGGGGAGAAUUGGGCAGUCGGAGCGCCAAAGGAGGUGCCGGAGGAGGUGCGGCUGGAAGGCUGGGGUCGCCGCUGAGCGAGGCAGGCGAGAACGGGAGGCUUCGGGGGUUUCUUGGUUCUGCUCCUCUUUCCUCUCUGGUCGGAGCCCGGGGGAGAGGCGGACGUCCCCGGCCUUUCAGGAGGCCACAGGACCGGGAGCCGCCGCUGCCCGCUGGGCUUCGGUGGCUUCUGAACCAAAGUCCUUCACGUUCCCAGCAACUUGGUGUCAGUCGGUCCACAGAUGUUUAUGAAGCACCUACUGUGUGCCGGGCACCGUCCUCAGCCCUGGAAUUCGAGCAAAGGGAGGAGCAAAGUCUGCCCUCAGAGAGCUUCCACAAGGCAGACAACCUGCCCGCCACCGAGCAUGUGCAGAGUAUAUAAAGUGGCUACAAUCCCAGAAGGGUGGAAGCCCCGCAGCUUGGGAGGGAAAUAGGAGGCCCUGAGGGUGUCCUCGAUGCACCUUCAGAUGUGGGGGAGGUAGAUGGCAGUAGAGCCCGGGGGGCAGUGCCAGGGGCCCUCGGCAGCGCCGUGCGGUGCUUCCUCGAGUCUGGCUGCCUUCUCGGGACGCGGACUUGGGAGCUCCCUCAGCUCGAGGGCAUCUUCCCAGGCCUGGCUGUCUCCCCUCCUCACUCCGCUCAGCUCCGACGCCUCCUCCUUGCCUUGCCUUUGUUGUGCCCAUCUCACGUGUCCUCGUGUGCCCCAGUUGUCCCUGGUUGUCAUCAGCUCCCCCACGUCGGGGACUUGCCUUUUUGUCUCCCCUGCACCUAGCUCCGUGCCUGGCACAUGGGGGUGAUUAAUAAGGCUUUCCUUGGUGUAGAGGAUCCCCAGCAAAGAAUGCCACGGGGCAGCAAGGGAUAACUAAAGCCUGGAGUGGAGACGGAGGAGGUCAGCACAGGCACUAGAGGCAAAGGGAACAACAGUGGUAGACUUACAUAUGGGGAAACUGAGGUCCAGAAAGGGGAUCGUCUUGCAAAGAAUGUGGACCCAAGUUGUAAUCAGAUCCAUGGAGGCCACACAGCCAGUUAGCCACUGAGCCUAAGGCUCCUGCUUUGUUCUUUCUUUACCCCCCCACCUCGACAGGCUUCCUGGUGGUGAUGGCACUUAGGCUGGGUCAGAAUGGGUAGGAGAGGAGGGAGUCGCCCUGGCACCAGUUUAGUUUCUCCUUCUGCUUUCUGGGCUGUGUUGAGUAGAGUAAGGUUGAAGACACUUGACCCUUCCUCCAGCUCAUUUCCUUUUCUCCCCUUUCACUGGAUCUCCCUUCCCCACUGAAUCAGAGUCCGAGAGCUAGAAGAACUCUCCAACCAUAUGGCCCCACCAGUACUCGAAAGGGUCUUCAUCUUAACAUACGCCACGAAUGGUCUUCCAUUGGUCCCAACCCAAUCUUGCCAACGUGUCCCACCGGUCUUCCCGCCAUCUUUAAUUUUCAAUCUCCCCCUGGUUAGUCUCUUCUCCCUGUGGCCAGUGAACAAGUCCCCGUCAUCCUCAGACCCUUUCACCUGGCCCCACCAUUCCCUCAAGCUCAAUGAUUUGUUGUCUCUUCCUCCCUUCCUCAGCUAUUUGUACCCUUUGCCAUCUUUGCCUCCGCUUGCAUUUGCUUCUCAAGCCCCAGAAAUCUGGAUUGAGAUCGUUUCUCACUUGAAACUCCUCUCUGAACAGUGGCAAAUUAUCUUUUUUUUUUUUUAGGUAGACAGAUUAAGUAACUUGCCCAGGGUCACAUAGCUCCUAAGUGUUUGAGGCUGGAUUUGAACUCAGGGCCUCCUGACUCCAGACCUGGCUCUCCAUCCCUGAGCCAUUUAACCGCCUCCCAUUUUUACCAGUGAUUUCUUAUCAACAAAUCGAAGGGUCUUUUCUUAGCCCUCAUCCUUCCUGUCUACUCUAGCAUUGAACACGGUUGACUCCCGUGUUCCACUUCCUCCAAACUUGAGGGUCUUCCUGUCGCUCCCUUCCUCCAGAGGAUAAAGGCUGGGUGGUCCUGGGUGCACUCCAUCCCCAGCCUGCGGGCAAACGAGGCCAGAGCUUCUCGGUGCGGUGCAGAGGCGAUGAUGGAGAGCCUCUCAGACACCUCCUAAUGAAGAGGAUCAGAGGAGCCCAUUGGCCUCGUGGCUUCAUUUCCCAGCCCGAGUUGUGCAUUAACUCCCUGCGCCUUUGAUCCGCUGCCAGUGGCCAGAGAGAAGCCAAGCCGCUGGAGGCAGCUGAGACCUGGUCGUCGUGCCCCCUCGUCGGGGAUGGGCUGCGGGUACUCAUGGAUGAACAGGUGAGCACAGGGCAGGAGCCCCGGCGAGAUCAAAGGCAAUCCACAGCCCUGGGGGCGUCCUGGGGAAGGAUACGUCAGUGGAGAGCCCUCUGAAGUGGGCCGCGUGAUCAAGGGAGCCCAGCGGAAGGCUGACCACCGCCUUCCUCUGAGACCACAAGGGUGCCGGAAGAGCUCAGCUCUGGCCAACAGCUGGAGAAAUUGGCCAAAGGUUCGGAGCGAGAACUCGGGAGUUCUAGACUGAGACUGACUGACCGAGGGAGCCAAGCAGGAGGCCACCGAUCCGGGGGCUUCCGGAGCUCCACAAAGUUGUAUGUCAGAAAUAAAUCCGAGUUUAAAAUGAUUUACUGUAGGCAGUUUGGCAGCAGAGUGGACAGAGAACCAGGCCUGGAGUUGGGAGGCUCUGACUGCAGAUAUUUCCUAGCUGGGUGACCCUGGGCAAGUCACUUAACCCCCAGUGCCUAGCCUUUACCACUCUUCUGCCUUGGAGCCAAUACACAAUUGACUCCCAAGAUGGAAGGUGGGGGUCAAAAUAAAUAAAUAAACAAAUAAAUAAACAAACAAACAAGUAAGUAAAUGAAACCAAAACUCCAAAUCUUAUAGCUGUGUAAACACGCGACGAGUCCUCCGUUUUCCUUUUGCAUUUCUGCUCCCACGGUUCUUUCUUGGAAAUCCUUCAGGACUAUCCUUCCCGGAUUAUUGCAUUGCCACUGGUAGUAAAGUCCAUUCCAUUGGCUAGUUCCACAGUGUUUCACUUUCUGUGUCCGAUGUUCCCUGGCGACCCCGUGUGUUCUGGUUCUAGAACUAGUAUUCUCCUAAGUCCAGAAUAGAAAAAAGAGCCUAAUGCAGCGCAGACUCGGGGCUGACUCUCUUGGAUUAUUCCGAGGAUGAUGGGGUCCCCCGAGUGGCUGCUCCUUCUGUCGGCUUUCUAGGAGGAACCCGAGCUUACAGGAGGGGAGAUGUUUCCUAAUACUGUCGUUUAUGGGCCUCUACAGGAGGCUCCCAGUUUCCUUUCAUCAGCUAACAUCUCCCCAGUAUCCACCAGCCAGUUAACAUCAGUUUUACAAAAGGCUGCGUCCUGAGGAGGACCAAGUACCGUGACUUCCCCUCUGAACCCACGGCCGCACUCUCCCGUCUAGCACCCAUUUGGCCUCUGGGAAGAGGAGACUCGGCGUGGUUGUGGCUGCCAGGCGUAGCCACUGGAAGGUGGUGGUCCUGGGAGUCCUCUUCUCCCUUUGGCAGUCACCCCCAGCUCACUUCUAGGGGAGACAAGUGGGCAUCAUUGCCAGCAUGGCUCAGACAGGUGGGUCUCUAUUGGACCUGGACGCUGUAGCCACCAUGUCCGGAGCGCCAAUUGUCAUCGUGCCUCGCUUGACGUUGGUGGAUCCCAAGUACCCCUGAUUGGCUGGACCCUCUCGUUUAGCAAUACCCCUUCACCUAAGAUCAGGAAGAAAGACACCCCCAAAGAGGAGAUCCACGAAGUCGUGGACAAAUGGUGGCAAGAUUCCCCAGCGUGGCAGCUCCACGUCACCUGGGAAAAGAGCAAGGAAGCUCCUGCUGGGGAAGGGAGCAGAGCUGACCCGCUCAGACCUUUUGUAGGUGCUCACUUCUGCCCGAGCUGCCAAGGAAGAGGCUUUUCGUCGUCACCCAUUACGCCAACAGGAGAGCUGCUCAAGGUGGGAAGGGAAGCGGGGCCCGGAAGCAAGCACACCGAGCCACCCCGUGGGCUAGCACCAAGCAUCGUGACCCCAUCCUUCCAGGAUCGUAAAAAAAUUAGAUUAAGUUAAUUAAAUUAAAAGCCUAAAAACGUUAAUACUCCAAAAGACAAUAGAGAGCUAGGUCAGUUGUAAUGUUUCGCAUACCUUCGCACUCGUGGCCAAAACCACACGUGUUCAUUUAUAUCUUCCGUGGAGCCGUGGACAUGGCCAUUGCCCCCAAGGCACCCCUUGCCUGCUCUCCCUCUCCUCCCACAGAAUAUAGGCUUGGUCAAGGCAAGGGCUGCCUUUCCUUAGCUUUGGAUCUCACUACCUAGGACAGCUCCUACAGCAUGGCGGGCACUUAUUAAUAUUGGUGAGAUUGUGAGAGAUGGAUUUGAGGCAGUCCAAUCUAACCUCCUCGUCAGUGGCAGAGCUGGGACCUGAACCCAAGUCCACUGGGCCCGGAAUCAGGAAGACCCAAGUAGGAAUCCAACCUCACCUGGGCCAAUCACUUCAUCACUGCCUGACUCAGUUUCCUCAACUUUAAAAUGGGGAUAAUAAUGGCUUAUUGUGAAGCUCAAGAAGCACUUGGGUCUCCUGGAGCUGCAAAACCCUGUUCUGAGUGUCUCCAACUUUCUUUGGGGACCAGCUUGGCCGAAGCCAGGAGCCAGCGCCACGGAAGGAGCACUUCAUUUGGUGCCAAGAGUCUGAGGUUCAAAUUCUGACUGCAGCUAGCUAGUGACUCUGUAACUUUGGGCAGGUCACUCCCCAUCCCUGGGUUUCAGGUCCUUCUGGAAGGUGAUGGGCUUGGUUGGGGACAGACAAGGUGAUGGAGGACCUCUGGAUGGCUCAGGGUACAGUGAGAAGCGUUCCAGGCCAGGAGUCAAGAAGACCCCAGUUUUGUUUCAUCCGUAAAGUGAAGGGGUUAGACUUGAUGGCCUCUGAGGUCCAGCUAAUAAUAAGGCUGUUUUAAAUCACAGAAUUUUCCAGUCCAUCUUCACAGCAGACCCAACAGGGCAGGCUGGGCAACAUUUUUUAAAAGGCCUCCCCUUCCCUCUUAGAAUCAAUACUGUGUAUUGGCUCCAAGGCAGAAGAGUGGCAAGGGCUGGGAAAUGGGGGUUAAGUGACUUGCCCAGGGUCACCCAGCUGGGAAGUGUCCGAGGCCAGAUUUGAACCUAGAACCUCCCAUCUCUAGGCCUGGCUCUCUCCCUGAGCAAAUAUUUUAAUGCUCAUUUUCCAGGAGUUCGAUAGUGCCAUAGUGCACAGAGCACUGGACCUGGAGGCAGGAAGACCCCUCUUCCGGAGUUCAAAUCUGGCUUCAGACACUUCCUAGCUGGGUGACCCUGGGCAAGUCACUUACCUUCUGUCUGCCUCAGUGUCCUCAUAUGUAAAAUAGUGCUCUAGCUAGCUCUUCUCUCCCAUUGUUGUGAGGAUCAGAUGCGAUCAUGUAAAGUGCUCAUUAGCCCCAUGCCCAGCACACAGGAAGCCUUAUUCGUUUUGGCUGUCCCUCACAGCUCCGAUGUUUGGUGGUUUCUGAUUCUGUGAGAGUGGAAGGAUUCAUCCCAAAGCCUCCACCCAGGGAAAAGGCCAACAAACCUUUAGAGGGAAGCUACCAAGUGCUCCGAGGGAGAACCCCAGGCCUUUCAGGAAUCAUCCAAGGGGACAGCUAGGGGGUCCUGGGUUCCAGUCUAGCCUCAACACCUCCCAGCUGGGUGACCCUGGGCAAGUCACUUCACCCCCAGUGUCUAGCCUUUACCGCUCUUCUGCCCUGGAACCCCGAUACACAGUAUUGAUUCUAAGAUGGAAGGGAAGGAGUUAAUUUUGUUUUUAAAAGGUCCUCAGUAAGUCCCCCUCCUCCAGCUUCUUCUCCCAGCUUUCAUGGAUUUUCUGAGUCUCUCUCUCCCCUCCUGCCACCCCAUGCAGUCUCCUCUGCGGGUCCAUUAUAAAGGAAACCCUCUGUUUGGCCCCCAGAGCCCGCCAUCGCCGGCUCUGCUCCCGUCCAGUCCACGGCGCUCCCCCAUCUCCCAGCCCGAGCCCAGAACGCUCUCCCUCCUCAUUGAUCUGCGUCUCCUGGCUUCCUCACCAUUGGCACUAAAGUCCACAAGAAAGCCCCAGACUGGCCUGGAGAACCAUCUGCGAUCUAGAGCCGUGUCCCAUCUGGAUUGACCACAGCUCGUUUUAUUCAGUUAUUCCCCACCAAUUUUCUUCUGGUGUGUGUGUGUGUGGGGGGGUGCAGGGCCCACUUGGGGCCACAUUUCUGACCACCUUGUUCUAAGAGCGGCCUUCCUCAUUCCCCCUCGUUCUCAGGCCUUGUGACUUAAUUAUUUCCAAUCCAUCUUGCUUUGACAUGCUUGCUUGCCCAUUAGAAGGGGAGCUCCUUGAGGGCAGGAGAUGGCUCCUCUGGUGUUUGUCUGUUUUCCCCUUUUAAACCCUUACCUACUGUCUGAAGAAGGACUCUAAGAAGGGCAAGGGCUGGGCAAUGGGGGUUAAGUGACUUGCCCAGGGUCAUAUAGCUAGGAAGUGGCUGAGGCCACAUUUGAACCCAAGACCUCCCUUCUCCAGGCCUGUCUCUAUUCUUUGUGCUCCCUCCCUGCCCCCCAUGUUUAGCACUGCACCUGGCGGACAGAAGGUAAGUGACUUGUCCAGGGUCACCCAGCUAGGAAGUUUAUUGCCAUGAUGUGUGGAUGACAGAUGAACCCAGAGGCUAAGUACAGCCUAACUUUUUUUUUAAGCCCUUACCUUCCAUCUUGGAGUCAAUACUGUGUAUUGGCUCCAAGGCAGAAGAGUGGGGACUGGGCGAUGGAAGUUAAGUGACUUGCCCAGGGUCACACAGAUAGGGAGUGUAUGGGGUCAGAUUUGAGCCCAGGACCUCCCGUCUCUGGGCCUGGCUCUCAAUCUGCUGAGCUACCCAGCUGCCCCCGAGUACAGCCCAAUCUCAUGGGGACAUUUUCUUCUUUGCACCUUGCUAUUUACUCUCAGCAGAGACAUGGAGGUUAAUCCCUCCUAACAGAUAAAGGAGCUGGCAAAGCCUUAUCAAGGGGAGAGCCACAUACUGUUCUGGGGAGACAUUCGGAAUCCCAGAUGAGACCUUAGACUUGUCGUCAAGUUGCAGCUGCUGGAGUUCUCAGUCAGAUCCCAAAGUCCAGAUUAUUCCUGUCCCAGGCUUUUCCUUUCCAGGAUUCUCAGAAAAUCAGGGAUCUGGAGAAGCUAGACAGCUCAGUUAUUGAAGAGCCAGGCCUGGAGACAGGAGGUCCUGGGUUCAAAUGUGGCCCUAGACACUUAUUUGCUGGGUGACCGUGGGCAAGUCACUUAACCUCCAUUGUCCAGCCCUCAUCACUCGUCUGCCUUGGAACCAAUAUUUAGUAUCCAUUCUAGACAGAAGAUAAGCCUUUUUUUUAAAAAAUGGAAGAAAUCAUGGCUCUACAGCUGGAAGGGACCUCAAAUGCCAUCAAAUCCAACCUCAUUUCAUAGAGGAGGAAAUCGAGGCACCAAGAGAUCAGUUUCCCAAGAUCCCAUGGGCAGUCAUAGGAUCUUCAGUCUAGAGCCAGAAGGGUUUGACCUGGUUUGUGACCGGAAGCAUGAAAAGGAGACCUCCCAGUCUGUGUAUAUGACUGGCCUUCUAGCUGGGGCUGCCAUCUUUGGACCUCUCUGUGACAAGAUUGGCCGCAGACCCACCAUCCUCAUCUUGCUGCUUCUUCAUGCUGUGUUUGGCAUUGGGACAGCCUUUGUCCCAGACUUCUAUCUCUACAUGGCUCUCCGGUUCGCCGUGGCCAUGGCAGUGGCUGGCUAUGCCAUCAGCAAUGUCACCUUGACCACAGAGUGGGUCAGCGCCUCCAAACGGACCCAGGCUGUGGUCAUCUCCCAGUGCUCCUUCUCACUGGGGCAGAUGGCGCUGGCCGGCCUGGCCUAUGGGAUUCGCCACUGGAGGCUCUUCCAGAUUGUGGGCACCUCCCCCAUCUUACUGCUGUUCUUCUAUUGGUGGGUGCUGCCCGAAUCUGCAAGGUGGCUUCUGACCCAGGACAGAGUGGAGGAGGCCAAAGAACUGAUCCAGAAGGCGGCAGCGAUGAACAAGUGCAGUGUGUCUCCUGAGACCCUCAGCCAGCUGGCUCCAGAGAAGACGGCACCCAAAGGAAACGUUCUGGACCUGCUCCGGCACCCUCAGCUCCGGAAGGUGACGCUCAUUCUGUUCUGCGUCUGGUUCGCCGACAGCCUUGGCUACUACGGCCUGGGCCUCAACGUGGGAGGCUUUGGCCUGGACAUCUACUUAACGCAGCUGAUUUUCGGGUUGGUGGAGGUGCCUGCCCGUUUGUCCACCAGCUUCAUGAUGGAAAAGUUUGGCAGGAAGAAGAGCCAGAUGGGGAUGCUGAUCGCAGGCGGCGUCAUGUCCCUCAUUAUCAUCUUCAUCCCCUCAAAUUAUCCCACCAUCAGCACAGUACUGGCUGUGGUUGGGAAGUUCGCCACAUCCGCAGGGUUCACCAUCUCCUAUGUGUACUCCGCAGAGCUCUUCCCCACUGUCAUCAGGCAGACAGGAAUGGGCAUGGUGGCCAUCUUCUCCCGGAUCGCCGGCAUCCUCACACCUCUGGUGAGCCUCCUGGGGGAGCACCACCCUGCCAUCCCUUUGGCCAUCUAUGGGACCUUACCAGCCCUGGUCGGGAUCCUCUGUAUAAUGCUUCCUGAAACCAAAGGAAAGACCUUACAAGACAACAUAGAUGACCCGAAGUCAAGGCCCCCCAGAGGGACCCAGAAUCCAGAGCCUCACCCUACUGAAAAAGGAGUGGCGCCAGCCCAGGAGAACACAAGUGUGGACUAUCCUCGCAGCACCUACUGCUGAGGAGCCAGGGGCCCAGUGGCAGGCAGAAAUGCCACUGUCUUCCAUUGUAAGGGCCCUGUGGGGCCAGACACUUGGGCUCUUCUCACUCCAGACCUGACCUCAAUGGAAGGGACAUCACUCCAAGCCUGGCUUCCUCAGCCUCCUGCAGCCCAAGGACUCCUGGCCAUCUCUCCCCUGGGACACCAGAGUGACAAUCCAAUGCAUCUCUUAGCAGCUCCUUCUAGCUAUUCCCCUCGAAGACCCUUUAUCUCCAACCCCCUGGUCUUUGCCUUGACAGUCCUCCAUGUACUCCUCUCCUUCUCUUGGAGGCCCCAGUUUUCUCCCACAUAAAGCUCAGAGCAGGAAUCAAGGCAGGCACUUUUCUAUUUCCCAGCUUUCCGUGUUAUGCCCCUGCCCCCAAUAAAAUGGAAACUCCUUGAGGACAGACUUUUGCUUUUGUACCACCACCUCCUAGUACAGGGACUUGAACAUGGUAAAUGCUUACAAAAUUUGGUUGGAUUUCAUUUCCUAUUACUAGAAGUUAUUGGGUAACAAGGCAGAGCUUUCCUGAAGUCACUGGCUCUGCCUGAGACAGGCAGGAACUCCUCUCCUAGGCUCAUCCAGCACGGAAUGUGCAUGGUAAAAGGGACUUGAAUGCUCCCCUAAUCAAAGCCUCUCAUUUCAUAGAAGAAGAAGCUGAAGCCCCAAGAGAGGAAAUGACUUGUCCCAGUCUAAGGAAAUUGAAUGAGAUCCAAUGUAAAGUGCACACUUGGGUUCAAAAAAUCAAUUUCACAGGCUCAAAAUGUGAGUGACAUGGCCAGACCAUAAUUCAUGAAAAAAUAUAUCCUAGGGAUUUGGGAAACGUGGAUGUGAAAUCCCCUACCCCCUUCCUUGAGGAUUAUUUUAGUAGUAUAUUAGUAUGUUUUGAUUUAAUCACCAACAGUGCAGCCUUGAACUUUAAACUUGUUUUUCUAGCAUCCUAGCAGAUGUUCCUGAUGCAAUCAAGAUGUAAUUCUGACAAAGUUAAACCAUGAUAGCAAAAGUUGAGAGUAGGGACUUUUCUACGCAUCCUUAUCCCUGGAAUAAUCCCCGGAAUAGAUAUCAGUUACCACCCUGGAUGACUUUUGGUGGCCUUUACAUUUGCGCCCCAGUGCAGAAUUAUGUCUUGCUUUGUCACCUGUGACACACUCUCUUUUCUUCUGAUUGGCUACUAUUUUGGCCCAACUGUUAAACAAUUAUUAUUUGUUUGGGAGAUGCUUUAGUUUUUACAUUCUGGUUUGAUAUUUUGUAUAACUUUUCAUUCGUUUCAUCUAAGAACCUGUCAAACUUUGUAUCAUUUUGGUAUUAAAGAAGGCCACUCACAAGGCUCAAAGUCUUUGGUCCUGACCAGAGUCCGGCUUUUUUGUGAGAUUGGCUCUCUCUUCAAUAAACCGAUUUCUCUUUUUGGCUUGGA